Rhagoletis pomonella (apple maggot) is the source of this 501-nucleotide messenger RNA. RefSeq lists its product as uncharacterized. Gene Ontology annotation, biological process: DNA integration. Gene Ontology annotation, molecular function: nucleic acid binding. The annotation marks the transcript as partial. Lineage: Eukaryota; Metazoa; Arthropoda; Insecta; Diptera; Tephritidae. The transcript has a single exon. The record is from RefSeq and is a predicted model, not a curated record.
AUGGCCGACCUGCCUAAAGAGCGAAUUCAGGCCUCGCGCCCAUUCAUAGUCACCGGUGUGGACUACUGUGGGCCAUUUUAUUACAAGCCUGAAGUACGCAAUAAAUCGCCCCACAAAUGUUAUGUAAGCGUUUUCAUUUGCUUCGCCACAAAGGCUGUAUGGAUGGAGUUGGUAAGAGACCUCUCAACAGGUGCUUUCAUUGACGCGCUAAAACGAUUCAUCGCUACGCGUGGCAUACCCAGCUGCAUCUGGUCUGACAAUGCGACGAAUUUUGUAGGCGCCAAGAACGAGCUUAAAGAACUACGGAACUUAGCCCUCAGCGAGAAACACCGCAGCGAAGUCCACAACUUUUGCCUCAGUAAUGGCUUUGAUUGGCGUUUCAUCCCACCUCGCUCUCCGCACUUUGGCGGUUUGUGGGAAGCGGCCGUAAAAACAGCCAAACAACAUUUCUAUCGUUCCGUUGGCUCAUCACUGCUUGGCUUCGAUGAAUUGCGUACUUUG